Ipomoea triloba (trilobed morning glory) is the source of this 1233-nucleotide messenger RNA. RefSeq names its product systemin receptor SR160-like. The record is from RefSeq and is a predicted model, not a curated record. The transcript has 4 exons. The coding region runs from base 1 to 1233 and encodes 410 amino acids. Gene Ontology annotation, molecular function: protein binding. NCBI's taxonomy places the organism in Eukaryota, Viridiplantae, Streptophyta, Magnoliopsida, Solanales, Convolvulaceae.
AUGAACCUGGCACAAUGGGCACACAAACACCAAAGAGAAGGAAAAUCAGCUGCAGAUGUCCUGGAUGAGGAGAUCAAGGAGCCACGCUAUCUGGAGGCAAUGAUCACUGUUUUCAAAUUAGGCCUUGCGUGUACAUUGAGCUCCCCAUCAAGCAGACCGUCCAUGAAAGAUAUUUCACAGAUUCUUCAAAGAUGCAGCGUAAACAAUCAUAUUGGCUCACUCGCUUCUGCCUCAAAAUCCCAAUGCGCUGCUUCUUUGAGGUACAUAUAUCUAGCUGAAAACUCCAUCUCAGAGCCUGUUUAUGAUAUCAAUAGCCUAGGUCGUCGGUGCUAUAAUCUCAAGGCCCUCAACCUUUCCAGCAACUCCAUGGACCCUCCUGGGAGGGAGGUUGCUGAGGGUGGAGCAACCAUUAGACUUCGAAGUCUUGAUCUUUCUUACAACAAUAUUUCAGGGCAGAACACAUUUGUUAUGCUGUCCCCCAGUUAUUUUCCUGAUCUUGAGUUGUUGUCUCUGAAGGGUAAUAAAUUAUCAGGAAAAAUUUGGGAAUUGAGUUUUAGGAAUUUGUUAUAUUUGGACCUUUCUGCCAAUAAUUUUUCUGAAAAAUUUCCUUCAUUUCAAGACUGCUCUAGUUUACAACAUCUUGAUUUAUCAUCCAACAACUUCAGUGGUAAUAUUGUUGCCUCCCUUUCUUCACGCUCCAACCUCAAUCUUUCCAACAAUAAACUCUCUGGUGAGUUACGUGUUGAAACCGGUGAUGAUGAAAGGGGAAUUUUACUUUGCCUAAAACAACAAUACUGGGGAAAUCCAUCUUCACUUGAGCAGUGGAACUCCACUUCCUCCCCAUGUGACUGGCCUUAUAUUUCAUGCAACUUCAAUGGAAGUGUCACUAGGAUAUAUCUCUACGACAAGGGCCUCAAAGGGUCAUUCCCCUCAAAAAUUAUAUGCCAACUUAACAGCCUUUCUUCAAUCUAUCUCAGCACUAAUUAUCUAUGGGGAACUAUACCAGUUGGCCUCUCCAGUUGCUCAAUGCUUGAAGAGUUGGAUCUAUCUGCAAAUAAUUUCACAGGAAAAAUACCAGGUGAGUUAUUUUACAUGAAGACCCUUCUUACCUUACGUAUUGGAGAGAACAUGUUGUCUGGUGAGAUACCGACACCCAUAGCGGCUUACAGUUUGGAGUAUCUUGAUCUUUCAAGUAACCAUUUGAAUGGAUCAAUACCAGAUGAUAUGAUAUAG